This is a messenger RNA of Astyanax mexicanus (Mexican tetra), 3612 nucleotides long. RefSeq names its product estrogen receptor 2b (gene esr2b). The record is from RefSeq and is a predicted model, not a curated record. Gene Ontology annotation, molecular function: nuclear estrogen receptor activity; zinc ion binding; nuclear receptor activity. Gene Ontology annotation, cellular component: nucleus. Gene Ontology annotation, biological process: estrogen receptor signaling pathway; regulation of DNA-templated transcription; cellular response to estradiol stimulus. Lineage: Eukaryota; Metazoa; Chordata; Actinopteri; Characiformes; Acestrorhamphidae. The transcript is spliced from 9 exons. Bases 162 to 1874 code for a protein of 570 amino acids.
UGCGCUUUUUUACACGCAGGCGCGCGCGGACACGCUCACACGCACGCAGCUCUGCUGACCCGCCCGCAGCUGUUUCUCUCCGCGAUAGAUUUCUCCUGGACAUCAGCAGGCCUGUGAUGGUUGGUGCCUUUGGGGAUUUUGCCUGAUUUCUGUUCCCCACCAUGAACUCCUCUCCUGGCCCUGCUGCCGUCCCCUCACCCCCCGUCCUUCAGGUAGCCAGGGCACCGGAGCGGGACGACCCCCACACACACUUUCCUGCCCUGUACUCCUCCUCCCUGGCUGUGGAGCGAGGGGCUGUUUGCAUCCCGUCUCCGUUUGCCGACACUGAGUUUGGACCCGGACCGCUGAACCUCGGACACCCCGUCUCAGAAAGCCCCGGGCUAGGACCCCCCCUCAGCCCCUCGCUGUUCUGGCCCUCACACACCACACACGCCAUCACCCUGCACUGCCCACCACAGCUGAUGUACGGAGAACCACACACACACGCAGCCUGGGCAGAGACCAAACCACACACACCCAGCCGCAGCAGUUCUUUAGUAUCUCAUAUGAAGUUGUUUGGGAAGCAGCUGGAGGACUCUGAUAAAGUCCUGAACUCCUCUUCCUCGGAAACUCUGGCUAAAGCUGACCUGCAUUACUGCGUGGUGUGCAGUGACUACGCCUCAGGCUAUCACUAUGGCGUGUGGUCUUGCGAGGGCUGCAAGGCGUUCUUUAAGAGAAGCAUUCAAGGACACAAUGACUACAUCUGUCCAGCCACCAAUCAGUGCACAAUCGACAAAAACCGCCGCAAGAGCUGCCAGGCCUGCCGGCUACGCAAGUGCUACGAAGUAGGAAUGAUGAAGUGCGGUGUAAGAAGGGAGCGGUGUAGUUAUCGUGGUGCUCGUCACCGCCGGGUUCCGCAGGUCCGGGAAAGCUCUGGAGUGGCCAUGGGGGUCAGAGGUCAUUCUCAGCAACAUCCGCAGCUUCACCAACCCCUCUCUCUCCCCGCCCCUGAGUUAAGAGCGCCCGGUCUCUCCCCCGAGCAGCUGGUUCAGUGCAUGCUGGACGCAGAGCCUCCAGACAUCUACCUGAAACAGGAAAUGAAGAAGCCCUACACGGAGGCCAGUGUGAUGAUGUCACUCACAAACCUUGCAGACAAAGAGCUCGUCGUUAUGAUCAGCUGGGCCAAGAAGAUACCAGGAUUUGUGGAGCUGAACCUGUCCCUGCAGGUGCAGCUGCUGGAGUGCUGCUGGUUGGAGGUGUUGAUGCUGGGUCUCAUGUGGAGGUCUGUAGAUCAUCCGGGAAAUCUCAUCUUCUGCCCAGACCUCAUACUUAGCAGGGAGGAGGGGAGCUGUGUGGAGGGGAUUAUAGAGAUUUUUGAUAUGCUGCUGGCUGGCUCCUCCAGGUUCAGAGAGCUGAAACUGCAAAAGGAGGAGUACGUCUGCCUCAAAGCCCUCAUCCUGCUCAACUCCAAUAUGACGUCCCCGGAGUCAGAUUCGGAGUUGGAGGGCAGGUCUAAGCUGCUGCACCUGCUGGACACAAUGACGAACGCUCUGGUCUGGGCCAUCUCCAGAACAGGCCUGUCCACACAGCAGCAGUCUGCCCGUCUCGCACACCUGCUAAUGCUUCUGUCACACAUACGCCAUCUCAGCAACAAAGGUAUGGAGCAUCUUUCCAGUAUGAAGAGGAAGAACGUGGUUCUGCUGUACGAUCUGAUGCUGGAGAUGCUGGAUGCUAACACACCUAGCAGGAGCCGUAUAUCCGGCGCCCAGUGCACGAGCCCCGGACACGCCCCUCCAAUAGACACACCCCCACACACAAACCCAGCCUCUGAGAACCAGAGUCCAGUGGCCCAUCAGCUCGUUCGGAACGUGGAGGAACAGAACGGCCACGAGUGACACGUCCAACAUCUCAGACCUGACGCACAAAGGAGUACGAACACGUAUCUCCACCAGACGAGGCUACUGAUAAAAACACGAUGUAAAUCAGCUUUGCACUGUUUUCCUAUUUUAUUACACUUUUAUAACAUCCACAUCAGUUUCACACCUUUAGUGCAACCCAAUCCUAAUGCAGGAACUGAGAUUGGCAACGUCAUAUAAUUAAAAUAAAUCUGUAUUAUCAUUUCACAGUUAUUUUAGACAAUUUCUAUAGAAAUUCACACAUUUCUAUAGACAUUUGUGGAAUGCUUCAGAAUUUCAGGAAUUCUGGUGCUGAACAGGUUCUAGUUAAUGACUCUAGAAAAACAUGGACCCCAUGGUUCCAUUGCUUUCCAUUCUAUAUGAAUGAAGCCAAAAGUUUUUAAUGAAAAAAAAUCAUUUAUUUAAUGCUUUUAAAUGUUCUAUAAAACAUCACUGCAACAUCACUUGUGUCUAGGUUUUAAAGUUUAGUUGGGAAUGACAAUUGGAGAUACAGCUCUGGAAAAAAAUAAGAGACCACUUAAAAAUGAUGAGUUUCUUUGAUUUUACCAAAUUAAAAAGCUCUGAAAUAUAAUCAAGAGGAAGAUGGAUGAUCACAAGCCAUCAAACCAAGCUAAACUGCUUGAAUUUUUGCACCAGGAGUGGUAUAAAGUUAUCCAAAAGCAGUGUGUAAGACUGGUGGAGGUGAACAUGCCAAGAUGCAUGACAACUGUGAUUAGAAACCAGGGUUAAUUCACUAAAUAUUGAUUUCUGAACUUUCUGAACUUGUUUUCUUUGCAAUAUUGGAGGUCUGAAAGCUCUGCAUCUUUUUUUUUAUUUUAGCCAUUUCUCAUUUUCCUAUUUUUUCUUUGGAAUUUGGGAGAAAUGUUGUCCAUAAUUAAUCAAAUAAAACAACAAUCAUUUUAGUUCAUUUUGCUCAAACAUAUACCUAUAAAUAGCAGAGAAGCAGAGAAACUGAUUCAGAAACUGAAGUGCUCUCUUAUUUUUUUCCAGAGCUGUACUUUCAUAAAAAAUAUAUAUUUUUUUUUAUUUAAGCAUAAUUGUAUAGUUUCUUUGAAAAAAAUCUUGUUCUUUUACAUCUUGUAAAAUGUAAAAAAAAAAAGUUUAGAAAUGUGUUGCAUUUCACUUAAUUAAUUCACUAAUUCGCUAAAUUAAAACGUAUCAAUAUUAGCACAGACAAAACCAAGAUGAAGAUGAUGAACAAGCAGGGCUGUUUUAUCAUUAAAAUAUAUGGUAAUGGGUGGAGCUACACACACAUCAUACUGCAACCAGACAGCAGAGGCACUAGAGCUGUGGUGACUCACUUAUGAGUGAUGUUGUUUGGUCCAUGCUUUUCUACAGUCAUUUUCUUUCUUUCUUUUUAGUAAUGCAAACACAAGGCAGAAAAGGUUGUUUACAAUCCUGCUUAUGAUUCUAAUAAGCACUAUUUUUAAAAAUACAUAUUAUUGAAAGCAAAUCUCUCUCUCUCUCUCUUUUUUUUUUUUUUUUUUACAUUUGUCCUAUUUGAUAAACUGCAUCUGGACUAGGGCUGCAUAAUAUUUAGAUUUGUAUAUUGGGAUAUUAAAAAUGACAAAAUCUUAAACCAGAUUUGUCCAGAAGUAAAAGAUGUAUUUUGACUAAUGUGACUUGUCUGUGUGCACAUUGUGAUGAUGAUGAUGAUGAAGAAUUAAUAUAUUGUGCAGCCCUAAUAUGGAUGAUAUUAAAACAGUUCCAACAUUUA